UGCAAAUACCAAAUAACGCUGCUACACACAUAGUGGCGUGGUGCUAUCUCCACCAAAUGCUUCUUCCUCUUUCUUCUUCUUCUUGCUCACACUUCCCAUUUCCCGUUUCACACAGUUAACUAUUAAAACAACCAACAUUCUUCUUCAACUACGUCAUCCCCUUCAGUUCCUCUCCUUCCAACUAGCUGAAUCCUGUUUCUCUUUUUAACCGGAGCAAUGGCCACGUGUAUAUCUGCUGUGAACUUGAAUUACCAAAUUGCCCCAAGAACCGUUUCGAAAUUCACUUCUGCGACGAGCUCGGACCAAACGGCGUCGUUCUCGUUUGGCGCGAGCGAGUCGAUGGGACCGAGUCUCAGACUCGCUUUGACUCGUGCUGCUAAGAGCACCACCACUAGGUUGUUGAGGAAGAAGCAUGGCUCUCUUCCGUUGCGAGUGUUUUGCGUCGAUUACCCUCGGCCGGAGCUUGAGAACACCGUGAAUUUCCUCGAAGCAGCGUUCUUGUCUUCGACUUUUCGUGAUGCACCACGGCCAGCGAAACCGUUGAAGGUCGUUGUUGCUGGAGCAGGAUUGGCUGGUUUAUCGACUGCAAAAUAUUUGGCAGAUGCUGGUCACAAGCCUGUAUUACUGGAGGCAAGAGAUGUUCUAGGUGGAAAGGUUGCUGCAUGGCAAGAUGAAGAUGGAGAUUGGUAUGAGACAGGCCUGCAUAUAUUCUUUGGGGCAUACCCUAAUGUGCAGAAUCUAUUUGGAGAACUUGGUAUUAAUGAUCGCUUACAAUGGAAGGAACAUUCUAUGAUUUUCGCAAUGCCAAGUAAACCUGGAGAAUUUAGUCGAUUUGAUUUUCCUGAAGCCCUACCUGCUCCACUAAAUGGAAUUUUGGCAAUAUUGAGGAACAAUGAGAUGCUUACUUGGCCAGAAAAAGUCAAGUUUGCAAUUGGACUUUUGCCAGCUAUGCUUGGUGGUCAAUCUUAUGUUGAAGCUCAAGAUGGCCUUUCUGUUAAAGAUUGGAUGAGAAAGCAGGGUGUACCUGAUCGAGUAACUGAUGAGGUGUUCAUAGCCAUGUCAAAGGCACUAAAUUUCAUCAACCCGGAUGAACUUUCAAUGCAAUGUAUAUUGAUUGCCUUAAACCGAUUUCUUCAGGAAAAGCAUGGUUCUAAAAUGGCCUUUUUGGAUGGCAAUCCCCCUGAAAGACUUUGUAUGCCUAUUGUUGAUCAUAUUCAAUCCUUGGGUGGUGAAGUUCAUCUAAAUUCUCGCAUUCAAAAGAUAGAUCUAAAUGAUGAUGGCACUGUGAAGAGCUUCUUGCUAAAUAAUGGGAAGGUGAUUGAAGGGGAUGCUUAUGUGUUUGCAACUCCAGUUGAUAUUUUGAAGCUUCUUGUGCCUAACAAUUGGAAAGAGAUUCCGUAUUUCCAAAGAUUGGAGAAACUAGUAGGAGUCCCGGUUAUAAAUGUUCAUAUAUGGUUUGACAGAAAACUGAAGAACACAUAUGAUCAUCUUCUCUUCAGCAGAAGUCCACUUUUGAGUGUAUAUGCUGACAUGUCAGUAACUUGUAAGGAAUAUUAUAACCCAAACCAGUCUAUGUUGGAGUUGGUUUUUGCACCUGCUGAAGAAUGGGUUUCUCGAAGUGAUGAAGACAUCAUUGCUGCUACGAUGUCUGAACUUGCCAAACUGUUCCCUGAUGAAAUCUGUGCAGACCAGACAAAAGCAAAGAUUGUUAAGUACCAUGUUGUUAAAACACCCAGAUCGGUUUACAAAACUGUUCCAAAUUGUGAACCUUGUCGUCCCAUACAACGAUCUCCUAUAGAAGGUUUCUAUUUAGCUGGAGAUUACACAAAACAAAAAUAUUUAGCUUCAAUGGAAGGUGCUGUUCUGUCAGGGAAGCUAUGUGCACAGGCUAUUGUACAGGAUUCUGAGCUACUUGCUGCUCGGAGCCAGAAAGCUGUGGCCCAAGCAAGUGUUAUUUAACCAAUUCAUGAAGUGAAGGUAUAUCUGCUAGAAUACGCGCGAGAUCAUUUCAACAUCAGAUUUCACUGUGCUUAAAGGGGCUGAGAUUUUUUGUUUUUUAAAGGCAAAUAUUUUGACAAGGAAUUGUGCAGAAAAAUAUAGUGAAAAAAGCUAAUAUGAGCAAAUAGAAGUGCAUAGAAACUUCAUUUAUAAGGUGGCUAACCGUGGAGCUGUAUUUACAUGCCACUAAUGUUGUAUAUCAUGUAAUGUAAGCCUACAUUUGCCAUAACCUUCCGGUGAGCAGCAAAAUAUUCACAAAAGGGCAUGAGCUCUUCCAUUGAACAAA
This is a messenger RNA of Arachis stenosperma, 2284 nucleotides long. Its product is annotated as 15-cis-phytoene desaturase, chloroplastic/chromoplastic. Gene Ontology annotation, biological process: carotenoid biosynthetic process. The record is from RefSeq and is a predicted model, not a curated record. The transcript is spliced from 14 exons. Lineage: Eukaryota; Viridiplantae; Streptophyta; Magnoliopsida; Fabales; Fabaceae. Bases 217 to 1959 code for a protein of 580 amino acids. Gene Ontology annotation, molecular function: phytoene dehydrogenase activity. Gene Ontology annotation, cellular component: chloroplast thylakoid.